Messenger RNA from Phytophthora infestans T30-4, 596 nucleotides. RefSeq lists its product as uncharacterized. NCBI's taxonomy places the organism in Eukaryota, Oomycota, Peronosporomycetes, Peronosporales, Peronosporaceae. The record is from RefSeq and is a predicted model, not a curated record. Bases 1 to 192 code for a protein of 63 amino acids. The transcript has a single exon.
AUGAGCCCGUCGUAUCGAAGAGAAUCUGCGAAUGUUGCAGUCCUUGAACCUGCCAACAAUUCCUCGCCGCUCAAAGUCCGCUCCAGCUCCAAAGCAAACACAGAGGACGGAACCCGUGAGGAGGUCGGGACGUCUUCGAAACGAAUCAAUUCAAGCGGAGAAGCGGCAAAAGAAGCGGCAACUCGAGGUUAACCGCCUGCUUCAACAACAGGAAAACGAGGAGGAGCAAUCAUUCCUGGUUGAGAGGCCGCAACAGAAGCAAAAGCGAGCUCACGACCAAUGCGAGAGCCUACGAGAGCACGAGUUUCAGCGAGCACUGAGGCAGUAUCCGCCCACAAUCGCCCUCCCGUUUGUGUAUCCAUGUCAAUUGAAAAAAUCAUUUGAUGAUGGAAUGCUACAGUAUUCGCCAAGUUCAUCGCUGGAGAUAGAGCUGGAUGCUUUUCAUUCACGUUGUCUAGGGAUCCAGUUGUUGCCAGCGGGGAGGAAUACCGUUGCGCAAGCAUUGUGUCUGCCCGGGUAUACGACGCGGUUCUCUAUCAUGAGCAAGAUACAUUUGUGGAAGAGUGCAAUAACCUUGUUCGUGAGAGAAAGCGACG